Thrips palmi is the source of this 1034-nucleotide messenger RNA. RefSeq names its product ribonuclease P protein subunit p21-like. Gene Ontology annotation, cellular component: nucleolar ribonuclease P complex. Gene Ontology annotation, biological process: tRNA 5'-leader removal. NCBI's taxonomy places the organism in Eukaryota, Metazoa, Arthropoda, Insecta, Thysanoptera, Thripidae. Bases 244 to 771 code for a protein of 175 amino acids. The record is from RefSeq and is a predicted model, not a curated record. The transcript is spliced from 3 exons.
AACCUAUUGGCAGGCAGAUUGUGCGGCUGUAAAGGAUGUAAACAAACGUCGACGGCUUCAGAUCUCUUCAACUUUUUUCCCUAAUUUUGAUUUGUUCUGAUUUAAGUUGACGAGUGCAGUUUCAUUUAGCCAUUGAAAAAUGCUCAGCUGCUGCAGGAAAUAAGUCGUCAUGUCUCUGGUGAAUCUUAAUUGACUAAAUCGCUAGGGCGUCCCUCAUUUCUCAUAGGUUAUAUAUGUUUUACAAUGACCGAAGGAAAAAUGAACAAAAAGGGAGCGAAAUGUUUUCCUGGGAAAGAAUCAUUUCAAAGGAUGAAUUUUUUGUAUCAGGCGGCUCAUGUUACUUUGGCUAAAGAUCAUAAGAACUGUGACAUACCUGCAUAUUUUGGAAACUCCAUGGUAUCCAUUGCCAGGAAAUCUGUUCUUAGAAUGGAACCUUCCAUCAAGAGAGAAUUUUGCAAGGGUUGCAAUAGCCUGCUGAAAUCUGGGUUAACUGCAAGGAUCCGUAUUCGUUCUGGUAACAUGAUUUGUACAUGCUUACGUUGCGGCACUGUCAAAAGGUUUCCUACUAAACGGCAAUAUAAGCUGUGGUCAGAAUGUGAUGAUGCCUGCCUUGAAAUAUUAGAUGAAUCAACUGGUAUUGAGAAAACGGAAUUUUCCCAGAAUGAAGCCACUAAAUCAAAGUCAUUAAAACCAGAAGUUAAGGUUUUGGAUGAAGACAAAUCUGAAGCAUUGAAGGAAGAGACUACUGUUAGUAUAGCAGAAGGUAGAUGAGAGGCCCCCCCAAAGAACACUACAACCUGGUAUAUAUAUUUUAUUUGUAAGAAAUCAGUCAUUCUUGCAUUGUGAAAAGUUGUGUAUUGGUAGUUAUGUAAUUUAUGUUUGUAUUCAAUCCUAUCUGGUGGGUGAGAAAAUUUAUUGAAAUAGAAAGAAAAGAUAAAGUCAGCAGAGUUGUUCAAUUAAUUUAGUAAAACAUAAUUUUAAAAGUAUGUAACAAGUUAUAACAGUUAACAUAAAAUACAGGCAUGUAUAAUUGA